This is a messenger RNA of Chroicocephalus ridibundus (black-headed gull), 3249 nucleotides long. Its product is annotated as zinc finger protein 282-like. The transcript has 6 exons. The coding region runs from base 1261 to 3138 and encodes 625 amino acids. The record is from RefSeq and is a predicted model, not a curated record. Gene Ontology annotation, biological process: regulation of DNA-templated transcription. Lineage: Eukaryota; Metazoa; Chordata; Aves; Charadriiformes; Laridae.
GUCCCCCGGGAUAUGGCUGGGCACCUCUGACCCGGGACGUUGCCAUGUCCCCCGGGAUGUGACAAGGCACCUCUGACCCAGGGUGUCCCUGUGCCCCUGGGAUGUGUCCGGGCACCGCUGAGCCAGGGUGUCCCUGGGUACCUCUGACCUGGCAUGUCCCCAUGUCCCUGGGAUGUGGCCAGACACUUCUGACCUGGGCUGUCCCCGUGCCCCCGGGGUGUCCCCAUGCCACUGGGAUGUGGCCAGGCACCUCUGAUCCGGGAUGUCCCUGGGCACCGCUGAGCCGGGAUGUCCCCAUGUCCCCGGGAUGUGGCCUGGCCCUGCUGACCAGGGGUGUCCCCGUGAUGUGACCAGGUACCUGUGACCCAGGAUGUCCCCAUGUCCCCGGGAUGUGGCCAGACACCUCUGACCCGGGAUGCCCAUGUGUCACCAGGAUGUCCCUGGGCACCUCUGACUUGGCGCGUCCCCAUAUGUCAUGUAUGUGGGCACUGCUGGCCCGGGAUGUCCCCAUGUCCCCAGGAUGUGGCCGGGCACUGCUGACCCAGGGUGUCCCCGUGUCCCCGGGAUGUGACCAGGCGCCUCCGAUCUGGGGUGUCCCCAUGCCCCCGGGAUGUGGCCAGGAACCUCUGAGCCGGGGUGCCCAUGUGUCACCAGGAUGUUCCUGGGCACUUCUGACCCGGGACGUCCCCGGGAUGUGACCAGGCACCUCCAACCCGGGGUGUCCCCGUGAUCCCUGGAUGUCCCCUUGUGUCACCAGGAUGUCUCUGGGACUGACCUGGGAUGUCCCCAUGCCCCUGGGAUGUGGCCGGGCACCGCUGACCCGGGAUGCCCAUGUGUCCCCAGGAUGACCCUGGAGCACCUCUGACCCAGGAUGUCCCCAUGCUCUGGGAUACCCGUGUGUCCCCAGGAUGUUCUCAGGCACUUCUGACCCACGAUGUCCCCGGGAUGUGGCUGGGCACCUCUGACCUGGGAUGUCCCAGUGUCCCUGGGAUGUGGCUGGGCACCUCUGAGCCGGGAUGUCCCCAUGUCGUCAGGAUUCCCUGGUGCCCCAGGGAUGUGGCAGGCCACUGCUGACCCGGGAUGUCCCUGGGUACCUCUGACCCGGGAUACCCGUGUGUCCCCAGGACGUGACAGGGCACCUCUGACCCAGGAUGUCCCCGUGCCCCCAGGACGUCCUAGUGCCCCUGGGGUGCUCCGUGCAGGCUUCAGCCCCAGGGUGCCCCAGGCACCUCUGACCUGGGAUUCACGUGUGUCCCCAGGAUGUCCCCAGACAUCCCUGAUCCGGGCGGCCCGGUGCCUCCCUGGCGCCAUCCUCCACAGACCACUCCAGGGGCCAAAUCCCGCCCGGCCGAGCCAUUGGCACACAGCGGGCAUGGUGGCGGCUGUAGGGCAUGUCCCCACUGGUGCUGGGGCCAGUGGUGGCCAAAAGCUCCUGAAUUGGGGGAAGCGAUGCCUGCCGUGGGGCCGGGGCUCCGGACACGACCCAAGGUUGGGGUUGACCAUGGGCCCCCUCCCACCCGCGUCCUCCCCACGUCCCAGGUGCAGGAGUGGAACGUGGAAGCCCCCCACCUGAUGCCGCUGCAGCCGCCGCUGCUGCCGGAGCGGGCGCAUGUGCGGGAGGCGCAGCUCCACUCCGCCGAGGCUUCGCUCUGGACCGUGGUGGCCACGGUGCAGGCCAUGGAGAGGAAGAUCGACCUCCUCGCCACCCGCUUGCUCAGCCUGGAGGGUCGGUCCGGCACGGCCGAGAAGAAACUCCUGGACUGCGAGAAGACGACCAUGGAGUUCGGGAACCAGCUGGAGAGCAAGUGGGCUGUGCUGGGCACCCUCAUCCAGGAGUACGGGCUGCUCCAGCGGCGCCUGGAGAACGUGGAGAACCUCCUGAAGAACAGGAAUUUCUGGGUGCUGCGGCUGCCCCCCGGCCCCCGGGGUGAAGUCCCCAAGGUGCCGGUGACGUUUGUUGACAUUGCCGUCUACUUCUCGGCGGAGGAGUGGAAGAAUUUGGAGGAGUGGCAGAAAGAGCUGUACAAUAACCUGGUGAAGGAGAACUAUGAGUCUUUGCUCUCCCUGGACGGUGCCAUCUCCAGAAGCGAGGCGCAGCCCCGCGGCGAGCGCGGGGAGGGUCCCUGCGUCCCCGAGCAGAGGGAGAUGGAGCAGAGGGAGCUGCCGCCGGACGCCUGCGCGGAGUCGCUGAUCUCCACCUCCGACAUCCUGUCCCGGAUCAAGCAGGAGGUGGCCUUUGUCGGGGAGCAGCAGUUCCCGGAGGAGCGGGGGAUGCCGGCGGACCCCUGCGCAGGCGCGGACGCCCUGAUCACGGCGCACGACUUCUUGUCGUGGAUCAAGCAGGAGGAAGAGCCUUGCGUCCGUGAGCCCUGGGAGCUGCCGGAGAGGGAGAUGCUGACGGGUCCCGGUCCCGCCGGCGAGGGGCUGCUGGUGAAGACGGAGGAGCGGUGCCCCCACGCCGAGCCCCCCGAGGAGGUGGGUUUGCCGGGUGGCUCCGGGGAGCUGCUCUUCCCCAGCGCCGGUUUUGGGAGCCCCGAGGGACAGGCGGCGGCGACAACGGCGGCGGUGGCUUUGCCGGCACAGCACAGACUGGGCAAAGCCCCAGGCGCGGAGCCGGGGCCCGAGGCGACGGGGGUCCCCACCGCCACGCCGGGACCCGCCGAGGAGCGUCCGCACGGCUGCGCCGAGUGCGGGAAGAGCUUCAGCGGGAAGAAGAGCCUGCGGAUCCACCAGCGGAGCCACGCGGCCGAGCGCCCCUACCCCUGUGCCGAGUGCGGCAAGAGCUUCAACUGCCACUCGGGGCUGGUGCGGCACCAGAUGAUCCACCGCGGCGAGCGGCCCUACAAGUGCGCCGAGUGCGGCAAGUGCUACAGCCGCAAGGAGCACCUGCAGAACCACCAGCGGCUGCACACCGGCGAGCGGCCCUUCGCCUGCGCCGCCUGCGGCAAGAGCUUCAUCCGCAAGCAGAACCUGCUCAAGCACCAGCGCAUCCACACCGGCGAAAGGCCCUACCAGUGCCCGGCCUGCGGCCGCAGCUUCCGCUACAAGGAAUCCCUCAAGGAUCACCAGCGGAUCCACGGGGCCGAGGCGGGACCCCCCCCGCUGCCCCCACCCGGCAUCAUGCCCCCCGGGGACUAGGGGACGCCCCGCUGUGGACUGACACCCCCCCCCGGCUCCUGGGGACGGGGGCAGGCGCCGGCCACGCAGCUUCCUACCAAAUACAGGCGCCCGGACGGGGCCGGGGGGCAC